AUGGUCGCUGCUGGGAGCAUCCCCAUCAGCGAUGGAAGUGGACGUUUUCAGGGGGAGAGAAGUAGCAAAGUCCAUGUCGUGAGCUCUCCCCUAUCCGAAGCGAUGACCGUCACCUUUUCCCCCGACGACCGUGGACGAUCAAGCUGGCGAGCGUGGUGGGACAACAUCGCGGACAGUAACGGCUCUCGGAACCAGACUCUCGUGGAAGUCACCUGCGAUGCUAUCAGUGGUAAAAGCCCCUCUCAAAAAUGCUAUUACGACGUGAGCGCAGUGGACGGACUGUCCAGCUCGGUCUCGGUUCAUGCACCGCGGCUUCAGCCAUGCCCGGGAGAGACCCUCAAGUCAUCCAUACUUGUGAAACCAAAUGGCGAUUGGGAGUGCCCGUUGGCGAAUCGAGUCAGCUCACAGGCUCAGACGGCCGACAUGCCUCGACUACACUUGAAUUCCAGUCAAGCGUGCCUCUCCAACUGUUCACUGCUGGAUACCAAGGAAACUUGUUGUCGACUCGAAUUCGCCAACCCUACAAGUCCGAAUAAAAGUCCGAAGCUGAAAGAAGGUGCACCCCAGGCGUACGCUUGGGCACACGAUGAUGUCUCUUCCGAGCUGCAGCGCGGACCGCUGCUGACGGGCAAUUAUGCUGCCAUAGAGGAGCUCAUCGUCGACCCAGAGUUCCAUCUCGCAGCCGGCCCAGUUCUACGAGGGAGCAGAGCGGAGGUGGCAUCGGAGCGGACGGACCCGUAG
This is a messenger RNA of Zymoseptoria tritici IPO323, 741 nucleotides long. RefSeq lists its product as uncharacterized. Bases 1 to 741 code for a protein of 246 amino acids. Gene Ontology annotation, cellular component: extracellular region. The record is from RefSeq and is a predicted model, not a curated record. Gene Ontology annotation, biological process: defense response. The transcript is spliced from 3 exons. NCBI's taxonomy places the organism in Eukaryota, Fungi, Ascomycota, Dothideomycetes, Mycosphaerellales, Mycosphaerellaceae.